UCGGCUUUACGUGUGUGUGUUGGAGUUGUCAGCUGAUGGAGUAGACGGGAAUAAUGGCAGUCAACUUCUUACUCUCCUCGCGAGUGGUUUCGCGGCCUCUCGUCCCUUCGAGUGACUGAAAGCUCUUCGUUCUUUCCCAGUGCUUUCGCUGCGACUUUCGUGCCGUCCUCUCUCUGUCUUCCCCUGUCCUACAAAAGACCCCAUAGCUCAACCUCCCCCCCUCCCCACAACCUCCCUCCUUUCGAAUGCCUCCGUACAACAUCCAGAAACGUGACUCCGUCAAGCUACAAAACAUAGACGAAAUGGAUGGACUUCGGAGUAAUUUGUCCCACGAGGAACUCAUACGGCAUCAGGAGGAGGGCGUUUCCGACGGCGUGGUGGUGGUGGUGCCCCAGCAACUGCAGAGGAGCCCCAGGCCCUCUGCUGCCACUUCGGGAGCCGACGAGGAGGAGGAAGGGCCCCGAACGAAGGCCACCAAGAGCCAGAUUUGCACUGUGGCGAUUUUGUGCUAUGUCAACCUCAUCAAUUACAUGGACAGGUUCACUGUUGCAGGCGUUCUGCUGGACAUCCAGGAAACCUUCAAGAUGUCCGAAUCGCAGAGCGGCCUCCUGCAGACAGCCUUCGUCCUGGUGUACAUGAUCAUGGCGCCGUUGUUCGGUUACCUGGGUGACCGCUUCUCCCGAAAGAUCCUCAUGGCCAUCGGCAUAUCCUUCUGGUGCCUGGCCACGCUCGUAGGGUCUUUCAUGCCGAAUUAUGGAUUAUUCCUGCUCUUCAGGUGUUUUGUUGGGGUCGGAGAAGCCAGUUACUCCACCAUUGCCCCGACCAUCAUUUCUGAUCUCUUCGUCAAGGAUCUCAGAUCCAAGAUGCUUACCAUUUUUUACUUUGCAAUUCCUGUUGGGAGUGGCUUGGGGUAUAUCAUUGGUGCUGAAGUUAAGAAGCUUGUAGCAGCUGCAGGCACACUCACAGUCCCCUCAGAAGCGUGGCGGUACGGUCUGCGUGUGACUCCAGCCAUGGGGCUUCUCGCUUUGGUGUUGAUCAUCUUCCUCAUGGAGGAGCCAGAGAGAGGGGGAAGUGAGGGAGGUCAGCACUUGCAGGCCACUUCAUUCUGGAGUGAUCUGAAAUAUCUUUUCUCAAACAUGAGUUUCAUUCUGUCAACCCUCUCCUUCACAUGUGUUACUUUUGUGGCGGGAGCGCUGGCCUGGUGGGGCCCUCUCUUCACAGAACUUGGGGUCAAGAUUCAAGAGAAUCCCAAUUCAAAUGUUGCAGAUGUCGCUUUCAUCUUUGGAGCCAUUGCCAUGACAGCUGGUAUUGUUGGUGUGCCAUUGGGAUCAUUUUCAGGCCAAAAGCUGCGAGCCAAGUUUCCAUUUGCAGAUCCAGUUGUGUGUGGCACUGGACUCCUGUUGUCUUUUCCCUUACUAAUAGGUGCCAUGUAUCUGGCCCAAAUCAACACAAUUGCCUCUUACAUAGUCGUUUUCUUUGGACAGCUGUUCCUCAAUAUGAAUUGGGCAGUUGUAUCGGACAUCGUUUUGUAUGUUGUCAUCCCCACCAGAAGGUCUUCAGCAGAAGCCUUCCAAAUUCUCUUUUCUCAUGCUUUAGGGGAUGCUGGGAGUCCCUACCUCAUUGGUGUGGUUGCAGAGGCAAUCAAGCCUAUAAUUCCACCAAGAAACGAAACUCUCCUGACGACCAUUUCGCCGCUGGAGGGUACCAUAUUUUCGAAUGAUAUGUUCAAUGAGACGAGUAUAAUUACAACAACUCCUGAACCAGAACCUGAAGAUCUCUACGUUAAAUUUAAGUCAUUGCAGUAUUCCAUGUAUAUCUGCGCAGUUGUAAAUAUCUUUGGUGCGUUAUUCUUCUAUAUCAAUGCCUGCUACAUUACUGCCGACAAAGAAGAAUGUGACAGAACCAUAGCAGGUGAUGCAGAAGAUGAAGCCAGUUCAAGCAGCAGUCAAAGCAUAUCAACACCCGAUGAUCCCGAGGUGGAACAGACACAAAAUCUUCUCACUUGAGGUCUUGGGUUGAUUUAGUCGCAUGUUAGUUACCUAUGUUGUAGGUUGCCAUGUGCACCCUGAUGAUAUUGAACAUUACCAUCCAAGAUUGUUGAAUAUUUCUAUUUUAUCUUUAAGGCAACCUUUGGAAGGUCAACUGUGAUCCUCUCUGACACCAUAUCUUGAAAGUCCUGCAGCUUAACUUGGCAAUGAUUGUAAUGGAAAAACUUUUAAGACUGUUUUUCUGUAAAUUAAGAAACAAUAUGUGAAAUGCAAAAGUGCAUUGUCUCAUACUUAAGGUUGAGAUCAAAGUAAUUAAGAUUCUCAAAGAUCCAGAAAGGAAGCAUAUAGAUCUCGUGAAAAGUGAACUCACGACUUGUAGUUUGUGUAUUUUUAUACAAAGGAAAUAAACUGUCAUAAAAAUAAUGAAAUUGAUUUAACUAUAAUGUUGAAUAUUCUAGUGCCCUUGUGGAUGAGAGAAGCCCCUUAGAUAAGGCUUUUUGUGAUUAAUACUACAUGAAAUGCUAUUUUAGUAUUCAUGUACAAUGCAAAUUAUGUACUGCAUACAUUAUGGUCUUUUUGGAGUGCCAAUUUACACUUUAAUUAUUAAUCCAAUCAACUGCAGAAAUAUCACAGAAACCAAAGUCAAAGGAAGUGUGGCUAUGAACUUUACGCAUUGCCAAGUGGCUGUGCUUAAAAAGAGGGAAAAAAUAUACCACAGAUCAGGUACCGGGUGACUUCAAAUGUUUUGUGAAGGUUGUUGAAUUAAAGUUGAUGUAUUGUUGAAAAAGACACUGGAAAAUUUUCCACACUGAUAAAAAGCUGUACUAUAUUGUAAGUACAUGUAUGAACGUGUGUGUGUUUAUAUUUUCCGAGUCACCACGCCUGCCAGUACUGUAUAUACAGGUAAGUGUUCCUCUACAAAGCUUUACUAUGAAUUUUAAUAAGUACGUCCAAAUAGAGCCAUUUUAAUUUAUUCUAUAGUUUUUAUAAACUUUGAAUAAGAUUUUAAUAACCUUGUACCAACCAGACAUUUUCUUACUCCAUGACAAGUUUCUUCAAGUGCUCUCACUCAAAAUAAACUUUAGGAAAUUUAUAGUGCCGGAGUUUGAACGCAGGAUGUCUGAUGUUUCCCAGGAUAGUGUUUUUAUAUCAAAUGUUGAACUAAGGAUUUAAUUAAUUUUUCCUUUACAUUUACCUUAGAUGGACAAAGUGGGUUUCCCUGAUCAUUUUAUCAUCAGUUUUUUUGAGCCAGAUUUUAGUACUUUAUAGGCAAAGUAGUUAUGUUUGUAUCAUAGAUGGUUUUCUCUUGGUAAAAGUAAUUAGGCCUAAACCUGUCUAGUCUAGCAUCUGAAAAUUUUUAUGAUCAAAGGUAUCACUGUAAAGGGAAUUUGACAAAGUCCUUCCAAGUAUCAUCUGAAUAUGAUGUCCUAUUAGUAAAUAAAUUUGUUGAGAGCAAAAGUCAGAAUUUGAAGAAACCCAUUCCAAGUUUUUAUGUUUUCUGCAUUGAAUGUAGUUGUACAAUGUUUCUGUGUUGCCGUGUGGUGUUUUAUUAUUUAAUUAAUUACCAGGCUGAGAAAACAUUAGGCUUAAUAGGAUGUUAUGUAAAACAUUACAAAAAGCUGUGAAUAGGACCAGAGUUGAGUCAUUAGCAACUAAGAAACCAGAUAGCAGCUUUGAUUAGGAAUUAUUGCAUAGCAUAGACAAACAGUAAUGAAUGAAUAAGAUCUUUAAAAAGUGCUUGGUUUAUCUUUUACACAAAAAUUGGCAAACUGGUGCAAAAAUCUUCUUAAAUGCAAAUAAUCUUUUGAACAAUUUUGUUCAAUUUAUUCCAAAUUGUUUUUUUUUUUUUUGCAUAUGCCAAAUGAUUACAUGGACAUUUUGAAAAAUGGAGCAAACUGAAUUUCAGUGUCUAGACCUGUAUACUUUACCUUAUAACUGUUACUAAUGGUUGCCAAAAUUUACUAAGGCAAUAAAAAAUACAGGGUAUUAUUGGAAAGAAUAAUGGGCAGAUUUGGAUACACGUGAAAAUUAAACUUCAGCCAUGCUGUAUGAAUAAUUUUCCUUGUAGGCCUGAACAAACAGUUGAUAGUGAUUUAAUUGUUCAGUUACUCUUUUAGUGUCUGUCUUCAAAGCAUUUGUGAUAUGUGAUAUCCAUGUGAAGUUUGUGUAUGUGAAUCUUAGCUCAUGGCUGCAGAACUCCGUCAGUGGUAGCAAGGUUUUAAUAUAUAUUUCUGUUGGUGUGAGUGACUUGAACAAAUGCAGUACAUGGCAAGUAUGAGACAACCUCCUACAUUACAUCAUUCCUUUUAUGUUUCUUAUAAAUAUAAAUACAGGGAUAAUGCUAGACAUUUUCAGUAUUUUGGCAAUAAUAAUCCAAGCUGUCUUUAUGUUCUUGUGUCUUUGUACUACUAUUACAUUAAUGUUCUUCAUGUGAUGAUAUUGAUUAGGAAAUGUGUUUAACAGGAAGAAAUCUGUCAUUGUCAAAAUUAAAAGUGUUUUUAAUUGAAAUGCAGGAACUUCAUGGAAAUCUAUGCAGAUGGAACUAGUUCUGUACUGUAUGAAUGCAAUAAUUUAAAUUUCAACAAUUUCUUACCUAAAAGCAUGUUACCUGUUGCUUUGGAGUAUUCACUUGUUGUUCCUUGAAAGAUGGUCUGGUAUGUUAAAGUAUUGGUUAUCAUUUAAGUGGAUUCCACUCAGCUGACAAACUUGUCAAUACCACACUUUUGGCAUAUGUAGUCAUUUCUUUUAUCUUAUUUACUAGAGUAUAGGUCCCAGUACUAUUUUAUUCCUUAGAAGUGCAUAACUUCAAAUCCUCUUCAAUUUUUGGCACAAAUUGUCUCUUGUCUGAGAAGAAUCUCCUCUCUCUCUCUUCCAUUAAUGUAUCUUAUCCUUUCCUUAACUUUAAUGCAAGGAACUUCUCGGGUUACUUGCAAGAACGUAUAUAACUUAACUAUUAUUUGAUUACUUGAACUUGCUUCUAUGGACACGUCCUCAAUCUUACAACACAACAUACCUACCUCUUUAUAUGUGGGAUGCAAUAAAAGCUGACCUUUUGGUUUCGAAUUGUGAUUAUGAGGUAUACUGCUAUUAGGAGUUUCCAUUUUCACAAAUUUAUCCUGUAACAUACUGUUAUUCCAUGAAAUGUCUAUGAAAUUAUUCACAAGCUUGAACACCAGGAAAUUUACAUAAAAUAUAUUGACAACUUUUUUAUGUAAUUUACUGUAAAAUGAUGAUUUUCUGGUUUGCCAGCCAAACUUCUGACACAUUCUAGAAGAUACCCUGUAUUGGUCCUUGAAUUUUCAUCACAUGGUACAAAUGUACCAAAGAGCCUACCACACAGUGCAUAUAUAAAUUGUUUUCUUACAUUCUGUUGUAUAUAGAAUAAUUGCAUUGACUCAUAUUGGUGCAUUAGGCUCAUACUUAGCCAUCCAUUUAUAAUGUCGGGUAUGAUUGAUGUACAGUACUGUAUAUUUAAUGUUGUAUUAUGUAAUAAAAGUUGAUUAAAA
This is a messenger RNA of Macrobrachium nipponense, 5494 nucleotides long. Its product is annotated as protein spinster-like. Gene Ontology annotation, molecular function: transmembrane transporter activity. Gene Ontology annotation, biological process: transmembrane transport. The record is from RefSeq and is a predicted model, not a curated record. Bases 246 to 2006 code for a protein of 586 amino acids. Lineage: Eukaryota; Metazoa; Arthropoda; Malacostraca; Decapoda; Palaemonidae. Gene Ontology annotation, cellular component: membrane. The transcript is spliced from 11 exons.